Selaginella moellendorffii is the source of this 1776-nucleotide messenger RNA. RefSeq names its product ferredoxin--NADP reductase, leaf isozyme 1, chloroplastic. The transcript is spliced from 10 exons. The coding region runs from base 53 to 1174 and encodes 373 amino acids. The record is from RefSeq and is a predicted model, not a curated record. Lineage: Eukaryota; Viridiplantae; Streptophyta; Lycopodiopsida; Selaginellales; Selaginellaceae. Gene Ontology annotation, molecular function: oxidoreductase activity.
AAAGAGUUAUCGUUUGUGUGGCUAGGCACAGCUUCUCCCUCGAUCGGCAGCUAUGGCGGCCCUGGCGGCGGCAUCGGUAGCGGCGAUUCAUUCAUCACAUUCCCUAGGGCAGUUGCCACCGGUGGCGGAGCGGAGCGAUCGAGUCGGAUUUCCUGGCGCGAGCAAGUCCUUCUUUGGAGGGAAGAUCUCAUCGUCGGAUCUAACGUACACCCACAGGCCAUCUCCUUCGACUUGGAACUUUUCCGUGAGAGCAGCGGCGGUGUCCACUGAAACUGUGGAGAAAGUGAAGAAGAAAGACGAGGAAGGAGUUGUCACCAACUUGUUUAGGCCGAAGGAACCUUACGUCGGGCGAUGCCUCCUCAACACCAAAAUUGUGGGAGAUGAUGCUCCUGGAGAGACUUGGCAUAUGGUUUUUACGACCGAAGGAAAAAUUCCAUACCGAGAAGGCCAGUCCAUUGGAAUUGUCCCGCCCGGAUUGGAUGCCAAGGGAAAACCUCAGAAACUUCGACUUUACUCCAUUGCUAGCAGUGCUCCAGGGGACUUCGGCGAUUACAAGACUGUGUCUUUGUGCGUGAAGCGCCUCGUGUACGUGAAUGACAAGGGAGAGGAAGUCAAGGGCGUGUGUUCCAACUUUCUCUGCGAUCUCAAGCCAGGAGAUGAAGUCAGCAUAACUGGACCUGUUGGGAAGGAGAUGCUCAUGCCAGUCGAUCCAAACGCCACAAUUAUCAUGCUUGGUACUGGUACUGGUAUCGCACCCUUCAGAGGCUUUUUGUGGCGGAUGUUUUUUGAGAAACACGACGACUAUAAGUUUAACGGGCUAGCCUGGUUGUUCUUGGGAGUUCCAACUAGCAGCUCACUACUGUACAAAGAGGAAUUCGAGAAGAUGAAAGAAAAGUUUCCAAACAAUUUCAACCUCGACUUCGCAGUGAGCCGCGAGCAAACAAACGCCAAGGGCGAGAAGAUGUACAUCCAGACGCGAAUGGCCGAGUAUGCCGAGCAGCUUUGGGACCUCCUCAAGAAGGACAACACCUACGUCUAUAUGUGCGGCUUGAAAGGAAUGGAGAAAGGAAUCGACGAUAUCAUGACCAGCCUCGCAGCCAAAGAAGGGAUCGACUGGGCGGAGUAUAAGAAGCAGCUCAAGAAAGGCGAGCAGUGGAACGUCGAAGUCUACUAAACAAAGCUUCGCUCGCGAAAUCGCUUGAUGCAAUGCCGCAGCAUUUGUCGAAAGCUCCUUGUAAAAGUGACACGUCAUUUUGCCACGUCGCUUAAACUAGACACGUCAAUGGAUACUUACGCGUUGGCAGCCACGGUGGCAUAAAGUGUUGGAGAUCUAUUUCUAGGGUUUAUCCGCGCGAGAGAGAGAGGGACGAUGCCGCGGCGAUGGGUGGAGCCUCCCGAGUAUCCGGUGAUUUACGAGUUCCCAAAGGUCAGCGCCGUCGUCUCCAAUUUCAGCUUCCGCGACAUGAUGCACAUUCUCACCUACACCUCCGCCUCGGUUCCAUUCGGCUAUCUCGCCGGAGCGAGCGCCAGGGUGAAAGGUCCAGCGAUGGUGGUGGCGGCACUCACAGGACUCCAGGCCGGAUACAUGGUGGCUUACAUCUAUUCCAAAGGCAGGCUCAUGGGGAUCUUUCCCAACGACGAUGAAGUUGCGAGACUGGGAAUGUCAACCAUGAGCAUAUCGUGAUCCAAGCUCCACCUCUUUUGCUUGACGGUGUGAUUCAAAACAAGAAACAUAGAAGAACUUCUCGAAACCAAUAACCAUUCAUUUUCAAGUAA